Messenger RNA from Iphiclides podalirius (scarce swallowtail), 681 nucleotides. The record is from the annotation of a GenBank genome assembly. Lineage: Eukaryota; Metazoa; Arthropoda; Insecta; Lepidoptera; Papilionidae.
AUGGCGUGGAGAAGUCACGGCGUAAACAAUGCAGAUAUGAUUCGAAAUCUACGGGGUAACGGAAUUAUUAAAUCCGUCGCUGUUGCUAAUGCUAUGACUGCUGUUGAUCGAAAGAAUUAUUGCCCCCAUGCUCCUUAUCAAGAUUCACCACAGUCAAUAGGGUAUUCUGCUACAAUUAGUGCUCCACAUAUGCAUGCCCAUGCAUUAGAAAGAUUACAACCGCAGCUGAUUCCUGGUGAAAAAGCUCUCGAUGUUGGAUCUGGGACUGGAUAUCUAACAGCAUGCAUGGCAAUCAUGCUUGGGGAAUCAGGAAGAGUUGUUGGAAUAGAUCACAUCCCAGAACUGGUGACCCUAGCAACAAAGAAUAUUCAAAAUGACAAUCCGGAACUUCUCACAUCAGGAAGAAUUAAGCUGAUAGCUGGGGAUGGUCGACUAGGAUACCCAGAUGAAGCACCUUACAAUGCCAUUCAUGUUGGAGCUGCAGCUCCCACUUUACCUCAGGCAUUAAUAGAUCAACUUAAACCUGGAGGUCGUCUUAUUGUACCUGUUGGUCCAGAAGGUGGUGAACAACAUCUUACUCAGGUGGACAAGGCAGCUGAUGGCACAACAACAGUUAAGAAGCUCAUGAGUGUCAUAUAUGUACCACUGACUGAUAAAGACCACCAAUAUCGUGCUUGGCGC